Molecule: messenger RNA, 7739 nt
Organism: Acanthaster planci (crown-of-thorns starfish)
Lineage: Eukaryota; Metazoa; Echinodermata; Asteroidea; Valvatida; Acanthasteridae
Biological process (GO): extracellular matrix organization
Molecular function (GO): extracellular matrix structural constituent conferring tensile strength
Source: RefSeq, a predicted model, not a curated record
AGUACUGUGUAGUGGCACGCAAUCAUUAGAGAACUUUACUCGUUACUGAACAUGACAACGGACAAAAGCGAUGCGUGUACCCACACGCUCCAUUUCAAAAUCCUCUACUUUGGAUUGAUACUAUUAACUGCUUUCUCAGUAACCUGUUUUGCGGUCACCUACGUCUUUAUGACGCAGCUGAGAACCGAGUUGGGCCAGAAAUGCUCAUGUCCGGACGGUGAGACGCUGUUUAACAUCACUGUGCGGCCGCGGAAGGGCUCCAAGAGUCACUCGGCGCGGGGCCCUGCGCAUCCUGAGCGGGAUGGAGCCCCGGUGGUGGAGCAUCAACAUCAUCGUCAUCAUCACAACAAAAGCCAAGUACGGGCCGAGUUGGAGCUGACGGCACCGGUCGAACCAGAGGCAGGUGACCAACGGGGGCAGAACAGGGUGCGAAGAUUCACCUUUCAGAACGAGGGUACCAGCACUAUCUUGGUCUCGUCCAUUGAGGCCUGCGCAAGACUACCUAUUACCAUUUCGAUGGAUACAAUAAGAGCCUUCUGUAAUGAAACAAUAACCAAGUGCCCACCAGGACCCCAGGGUCCAGCAGGCAAACCAGGCAGUCAAGGACCAAAAGGUUCACCAGGUAAGCAGGGUGAAGAGGGCCCGAUGGGUUACCCGGGAAGACGCGGGGAGGACGGGAGGACUGGGCCACCAGGACAAAAGGGUGACAGCGGUGAUAAUGGAGCCAAAGGUGAAACCGGUGACAGAGGAUCCCCUGGACUGUCUGGCCAAAGGGGCGAAUCGGGACCACAGGGGCCCCCAGGGGCGAGAGGUGACCGAGGGGACACUGGACCUAUGGGUCCGCCUAGUGAACCGGGACAAAAGGGCGAGGCUGGAGACCCAGGACCUGCAGGCACCCAAGGGGUUAAAGGUUGCAAUGGGGAGAGAGGACUGCCAGGUCCCAAUGGUGCACCAGGCCCGAGGGGUGAAGUGGGAGCAGUUGGACCUCAAGGGUCCAAGGGUGAUCUGGGGCCAACUGGGGUAAAAGGUCAACCGGGAGCCGAUGGUCAGCGUGGUGAGCCGGGGCAAAAAGGUGAAAUAGGUGGCAUUGGACGUCAAGGGUCCAGGGGGAAUCCAGGCCCAUCUGGAGUAACAGGACCACCAGGAACUAAAGGUCAGCGUGGUGAGUCUGGCCCACCGGGUGUAAUGGGAGACGUUGGACCGCAAGGACUGAAGGGGGGUCGCGGGCCAUCUGGAGUUACGGGACCACCAGGUCUGCAUGGUGAGCCAGGUCAAAAGGGUGAAUCAGGAAUUGUUGGACCCCAAGGGCCGAAGGGUAACACGGGUCCACAAGGACAGCAUGGCUCGAACGGUAUAUCGGGGGCAAAAGGUGAAAAAGGUACCAUAGGUAAUCAAGGACUGCGGGGGCCCAAGGGUCUCAAAGGGAACACUGGACCAGAGGGCGCUAGAGGUGACAAAGGUGAAAGAGGUACCAUAGGUAAUAAAGGACUGCGGGGGCCCAAGGGUCUCAUAGGGAACACUGGACCAGAGGGCGCUAGAGGUGACAAAGGUGAAAGAGGUACUAUAGGUAAUCAAGGACUGCGGGGGCCCAAGGGUCUCAGAGGGAACACUGGACCAGAGGGCGCUAGAGGUGACAAAGGUGAAAGAGGUACUAUAGGUAAUAAAGGACUGCGGGGGCCCAAGGGUCUCAGAGGGAACACUGGACCAGAGGGCGCUAGAGGUGACAAAGGUGAAAGAGGACAAGAGGGGCCAAGAGGUCUAGAAGGGUCUGCUGGACCAAAAGGUGAGAGGGGGAACCCAGGAGAAGAGGGUGAUCCCGGACCCAUUGGGCAGCCUGGAGUGAAGGGAGAGAUGGGACACGUCACUAUUCACACAAAGGGAGACGGACCCAAGGUGUUAGUUGGGCCACCUGGGGCUAAGGGGGAUAAAGGUGAUUCAGGAGAGUCCGGGGACGUGGGCCCACCGGGCCCACUAGGCCCUCCCGGCACGAAAGGCACUCCAGGUAUCAAGGGCCUGCCAGGAUCCUUUGGACGCCCCGGCGAGCCUGGGGAGAAGGGAGCCCUCGGCCUUGUGGGACCCAAGGGGGCCACUGGGCACCCUGGGCUCCGUGGUCAAUCUGGCAUUGAUGGGUUACCCGGUGAGGACGGGGCAAAAGGGGAUAAGGGCGACAGAGGGUCAGAUGGGUUACUGGGUCCUUCAGGGGCACCAGGUUUACCCGGACCCGAUGGAGCUCGAGGACCCCCAGGACAAAAAGGAGCCAGAGGAACCCAAGGAAACGAGGGGCAGUCAGGACCAAAGGGUAACCAAGGUGACAUUGGAACCAAAGGUGAAAGUGGUAACACUGGACCCUCUGGCAAUCAAGGACCAUCUGGUUUACCGGGAAGACCAGGACUCAAAGGUCAGCGCGGUGAACCAGGACAAAAGGGUGAACUUGGAGGUGUUGGGCCCAAAGGUGAUCCUGGACCACUUGGAGUUAGAGGACCACCGGGGUCUGAUGGUCGGCAUGGUGAAACGGGAGAAAAGGGUGAACUGGGAGGUGUUGGGCCCAAAGGUGAUAUGGGACCACCUGGAGUUACAGGACCACCAGGGUUGGAUGGUCAGCGUGGUGAACCAGGAGAAAAAGGUGAAGUGGGGAGGUCAGGAGCCAUGGGUCUCCAGGGUUUGGCUGGCCCAUCUGGGUCUGUGGGGCCUCAGGGUCCUUCAGGACCCCAAGGACUCAAGGGCGAUCCCGGUGGAACUGGACCUCAAGGAGAGCCAGGCCGACUUGGGAAGCAAGGACAGAAGGGAGAUAAGGGUUGCCUGGGCCCAGAAGGGCUAUCCGGCCCACAAGGACAACCGGGCCUGAUUGGAAUGCCAGGGCUGAAAGGUCAAAAAGGCGACUUGGGAGAAAGAGGCCUGCAGGGCCCUCGAGGUUCCAAAGGCAUUAUGGGGACCAGAGGUAGCAAGGGUGAUCCGGGCCAAGAGGGAAUCAUGGGGCCUGGAGGAACUCCUGGACGAAAGGGUGAGAAGGGUAACCCAGGAGAAGAAGGUGAUACUGGACCCAUUGGACCGCCUGGAGCGAGGGGAGCGAUGGGAGAUGCAUGCAAUUUUGACGCUAUUCUGGAUAAUUUAAGGGAGUUAGACAAUGAAAGUCUAAAGCUGAUCAUGGGUCCCAAGGGCAAACAAGGGGGAAAAGGCCCAAAAGGGAAUAAAGGCGACACUGGAAGGCCCGGGGAUAUGGGCCCCCAAGGCCCCACUGGCCAACCUGGUACCAAAGGCACCCAGGGUAUCAAGGGCCGUUCUGGGGAGAAGGGAGCCCUCGGCCCUGUGGGACCCCCUGGGCCUACUGGGUACCCUGGACUACGUGGACAACCUGGCAUCGAUGGGCUACCAGGCACGGACGGAGCGAAGGGUGACAAAGGUGACAGAGGGACAGACGGGUUACUGGGUCCCACAGGGGCACCUGGGUUACACGGAAUCAAUGGAACGCAUGGAUCUCCAGGACAAAAAGGGGACAAAGGAGACAAAGGACAAUUUGGUCCCGAAGGACAGCCUGGACAGAAAGGAGAGAAAGGGGAAGAGGGUGGCCGAGCAGUCACAACUGGUAUUACGGGUCUUGUCAGUACCGUUGACAAUGGAAAGUCAGGUUUUCAAAUGACUACAGAUAGUUCCACUUCCAUUCCAAAGCCCGAGACAUCGCCAUCCCUUGAUACAGACAGCACUCCCAACCCAGCUCCCCAGGUGACUACAGCCGGCCUUGCUCCCACUACAGAGCCUACACUAUCACCAUCACCAGACUUACUGAGCACUCCAAACCCAGCUCUUCGCAUCACAACUCCAACAACAGUGACCAAGACAACGUUGUUGCCUGACUUCGAGGCUACUACAACUUCAGCUCUUCGCAUCACAACUCCAACAACAGUGACCAAGACAACGUUGUUGCCUGACUUCGAGGCUACUACAACUUCAGCUCUUCAGAGUACUAUAGAUGAUUCCACACCCAUUGCCACAUUAUCAUCAACACCUGACACGACAGCGAGUACUCCAAAGUCAGAGUGUGUUCUGGAAAAGAUCAGUGCGCCCGAGGACCACAAGUAUGGAAGUACCUACUGGGGUUCUUGGAUGCAGGACACCGCCCCAAAUCCGUCCCAACCAGACAAGAUAUGGGUGACCAAGCAUUUGUAUGGAGUUACCAUUUUCGAAUACCAAAAUAUGGAAGCUCUAAAGUUGGACACGUACACUAGGUACCACACCCUCUCAUAUACCUGGGCUGGCACGGGCCAUGUGGUCUACAACAAUUCCCUAUACUUUCACCGUAGCUACUUGCCCGAGAUUGUGCGAUACGACCUGAGCUCGGAGACCGUCACAGCCAAAGUAAGCAUUCCGUUUGCCCGGCACCGAAGAGUGCGUGGGCAGGGGUACCUGUACAGUUCUAAUUACACUUAUUUUGACCUUGCCGUCGAUGACAACGGACUGUGGGUAAUUUACAAGACCACAGAGCUCAACCAGAACCUUGUGGUGUCCAGACUAGAUCCAGAGGACCUCUCCAUCAAGACGACAAUUGUGUCCAAUCACCCCCCGCGCUGGGCAGGCGAAGCCUUCAUCAUCUGCGGCCGGCUGUAUACAACCAAGAGUUCUGAGCAAUUCAACUCUACUGUGGACUUUGGAGUGAACCUAUUCACAGGAGAGGAACUGGCUGACGUGGAUAUUCCCUAUCGGAUCGGCCACUUAAAAAUGACCAUGAUGUCCUACAACCCAAGAAAUCAACUGAUUUAUGGCUGGGACAAGGGGUACAUGGUGACAUAUAAUGUCACCUUGACUAAACUCUAAUCAACACAAAAAGAGGAAAGAUUAUUUGUAUGACAAUUUCACAAAACAAAAUAUAAUCUUAAAGUAGAUGGCUUGAAUUUAUCAACUGAAAAGUUUAAAAAUGUUCAACUGUGCCAGGCGCAGAUCCGAGGGGGAGUUCGGGGUUCGACCCCCACCAGCAAAAAAGGAUAAAAUGGGGGAAAAAUUUAAGUAAGUGCAACAAUACCACUGUAAACAAUAUAUUUCACGUAUGUUUCAUCCUUUUUUUCCGUUUGUCUGCAAAUUCAGACAAAAAAUCUCCACCUGGGCUGCCUUCAGGAGAAUGAAUGCUGAUAAUGCCCCCUCGGCUUCGGCUCAUCACCAGCAUUAUCAGCAUCUAUUUAUAAAACAUUUUAAUUAGAAGCGAGGGCCUUUCAAAUUAAAAGACUAUCCAGUUCACCUUUUGUAGGCCUCUCCUGGGAUAUCCUGGAUUUACUUGACUAGGUUUCCCUCAAUCUGCCAUCCCCCCCUUCUCGGUUGUUUAUGAACUGUAAUGACACUCAAAAGUCUGGAAGAGAAACCAAUCUAUGGCCGUGUCCAAAACGGACUUCUACAGCUGCGUCGCGUCGAGCAUUUGGUUCACACGCACUAGGAAAAUAUUGAGUAGGUUAUUCUGGCACGCAAUCCUUAGGGGACAUUAGUCUUUCCGGUACUUCGCAAAACCCACACACUUCACUUCAAAAUGCUCUGUUUUGAAUUGAUGUUAUGAAACGCUGUCUCAAACUCGCUCUGUGGUCACUUACAAUCUGACGCAGUCAAGAACCAGUGGGCUGGGCCAAAAAUGCUUGUGUCUGGAUGGUGAAACACUCGCAUAGCUGCAACGGUGGAUCCAGAAAAAAAUGGGGGGGGGGGGCAUAUUUGGUUUGUUGGGGGAGGGGAAAUUUUUCAUGUAACCUUUUAUCGCCUUUAUCGGGGGUAAGGCUACAUUCUAGGGCUUUUAACACGCUUUUGGAGGAAGAGAAACGAAACGAUACAAAAACACCUUAAAUCAUUAAAAGAAAUUUAAUGGGGGAUAGCCCCGUUGCCUCCCCUUCAUUCGCCCUUGCCAUGCAGUCGUGGAAGGGCUCCAAUGGUUUAAUUAAUACGACGAUUCAAGCUACAUUUCAUAUGAAAGGAUAGUAUCAACCAUGCACGCAGGCGCAGUAAACUUUUGUCUAGCCUCCCCACCCCCGCUGGAAAAUAUUGAAUUCGCAAUUCUGCAUUUAAUUUUUUUAAUUAAAUAAAAUAGUCCAUGAUCAUUUUGAAGGGGCAUUGUGCGCAACAUGCAUUAAACUCUGCUAGACAUUCUCCCUAAGUGAAAGAGCAGUAGCGAAAGUUGAAAGGUGACGUGUGAAGGAUCUAGCCCCCCCCCCAAAAAAGUGGCUCCAGAACCACGCCUACUAGCGACGCUCAUGGUUUCAUAUAAAGCAAGAUAUGAGACGGAGAGAAUCCCCCCGUGCUUUGUGUUGGUCAUUGUUUCAUUGUAAUCUGAGAAAAUUCUUUUCAGACAUCUGGGGAGGAUGUGUUUGGUAACAAUAGUUUAGACUGUGUAUAGCAAUUGGACGUGGGGGUACCCCUAGGUCUCAUUUCUUGUUGGAUAUGCAUGAUUUUAGCAAAAUUUACUAGCAUUAUUCAAAUCUCUAUGGGGAAGAACUUUGCCACGCCUACUCCUACUUAUUUGCAGCAAAAACCUUUUAUCAGCAAAAACCUUUUAUUUUAGGAAAGUAGAUGUAUAUUAUGACACUUUGAGUUGAAUUAGGUUUUAAUUGUUGACCUCCUGGCCAUUACGCAGUAACUAUAUGUAGCAUGUGGAGCUACAUGUACAUGUAUGUUGCGCCAUAUUGAAUUUGAAGAGGAAGUGCUGGCGUUUAUGUGAACAGUUUGUGUACACCAAGUAAAGUAAACAUGCAGAAAACGUUCUCCUUCCAACGAACAGAUAAAAGAGAGCAAAUUGGGAUAUUGUACGAUAUUUUCUUGCAAGUGGGCGCAAGAAGAAUCCUUUAUAAGGGGACAGUGAGAAAAUUCUCGUUAAUUGUAACAAAGGACAGCUUUUAGAUUUUUUCCAUUUAUGUACAUUUGUAUUUAUGAAUUUCUUUACUUUUUAAAUUUAUGUUUUAAGAUUUAUAUUCCAAUGGUAAAUGAGCAGUUUCUUUGUCGGAUCAAUAUAUAUAUGACACGCGUCAAAAGAGGCAUUAAUAAAAUAGAAAACUGUCACUGACAGAUUGAUACUUUCACUGUCAAAGCAAGCAAAGGUAUACAAUUACAUACAACAUUAAUUUUAAGUUUUUUAAAUAUUUCGUUACCUCGCAAUUUGCCAAAUGCCACAUUCUUCAUGACUAAGCUUAAGGAACAAUGAAAUACUUUACCUCUUAUUACAAUGCGAAGUUUGUUGUAAUGAUGUGGAAUGUUUUCCUCGUCUAUAUCCUGUUUUUCCAUAUGUGGUAUAUUCAGUGUUGUACGGUACCAUGUCCCGGAAGAGUUUUAAAUAGAGCAAAGUUCAAAUUUAAGAACGUAAAGAAAAAAUAAUAGACACACAUGUAAAAACAUUAUUUCCUCUCCCCUCCCUGGGGGCCAAAUAUACCAAGCUAUGCUUUGUUUCAUUAAUGAAGUUGACCGGUUGGCAAAAUUUUAUCUCAUUAACUUAACACUACAUGGCUAAAGGUGCUUUUUGAUCGGAACAGAGGCUAAGCGUGCGUCUUGCAGGGUAGUUAUUUUAUUCCACAGGGAAACCUCCAUUGUGCAGAAAAACUCUGGCCUGUUACAUGGCAGCUAUGCAAACCAUCUAUAGAGCCUAAAAAUAAUUCCUCCAAUGAGGCACUUACAGAACCCUUGAAUAUUGAGAAACUUAAAUUGAAAUAUGUUAGAAUUUGCAGUUAUUUUUUGUUCAUUUAUUUCUUGAAAAUAAAACACACCUGAAAAAGGCUUUCGUAAAA